This is a messenger RNA of Sporothrix schenckii 1099-18, 324 nucleotides long. RefSeq lists its product as uncharacterized. Gene Ontology annotation, biological process: Golgi to plasma membrane transport. NCBI's taxonomy places the organism in Eukaryota, Fungi, Ascomycota, Sordariomycetes, Ophiostomatales, Ophiostomataceae. Gene Ontology annotation, cellular component: exomer complex. The record is from RefSeq and is a predicted model, not a curated record. Bases 1 to 324 code for a protein of 107 amino acids. The transcript is spliced from 3 exons. Gene Ontology annotation, molecular function: protein binding.
AUGGUCGCACCUGCGGUUCCCGAGAUUAUGGAGGAGGAGCUCCACGAGUCUAUUGAGAGUCGUACCGAGCAGCUCAUGUCCCUCCGCGAGCUUGGUCCGCCGGAUCUUGUUCAUCUCGUCAAGGCGCCCGUCCGGGGCAAUGGUCGCCAGAUUGGUGUCUACCACCACGUCACCGGCGUCGACGCGUCUUCGUCUGCCAGCUUGGCAGCAUACAUCAACACUCUCACCUACCGCGAACCCGGCGCAACAGCAACGACAAAGAUCACCGAGGGCCUCUACUGGUACGACUGGACUCUAUGCACAUGCGUGAGGAUGGCAGCGUGA